Molecule: messenger RNA, 1603 nt
Organism: Sturnus vulgaris (Common starling)
Lineage: Eukaryota; Metazoa; Chordata; Aves; Passeriformes; Sturnidae
Source: RefSeq, a predicted model, not a curated record
AUGGAAAAUAGGGAAAAUUCCUUCAGCCGCUCCCGAAGCUCCAGCGUGUCCAGUAUCGACAGGGACUCAAAAGAGGCAAUCACAGCUUUGUACUUCAUGGAGUCCUUUGCCCGGAAGAAUGACUCUGCUGUUUCCUCCUGUCUCUGGGUUGGAACAGGCCUAGGAAUGGUCAUAAUCCUGUCCCUUAAUCUGCCUGCUAGUGACGACUUACGGCAGUCAGAGCCGGUCAUGGUGUCACCAAGUGCUGGAUGUCAGCUAUGCUGUGCUGACAACCAGUCUGAUUGUGGUGCCAGUGCCAGUGAGAGGAAAUUCUGUUCUGCAGGCACCGUCCUGACACUGAAGGGAGCCGUGCUGACCUUCGCAUGCUUGAACUGCAUGGGGACAUUGACACAUCGACCCUAUGAAGUAUGGAGGGAUCCCCACAGUGCUGAUGAUGGUGACAAAACAAGGAAAAGGAAACUAGUCAUGCAUUCCCCUUCCUCCUCCCAGGAUAUGGGUGAUCAUCAAUUUGCAGUCAUUUGUUCAGAAAAACAAGCCAAAGUCUUCUCAUUGCCUUCCCAAACAUGUCUUUAUGUCCUCAACAUCACUGAAACGUCCUUUUUAUUGCGAGCAGAUGUGGUCACCCUCUGUAACAGCGUCUGUCUGGCGUGCUUUUGUGCUAAUGGGCACAUCAUGACACUGAGUUUGCCCAGCCUUCGCCCGCUGCUGGACAUCAACUAUUUGCCUGUCACAGACAUGAGGAUAGCACGGACCUUCUGUUUCACUAAUGAAGGGCAGGCUUUGUACCUGAGCUCUCCCACAGAGAUCCAGCGCCUGACGUACAGCCAGGAGAUGUGUGACAACCUGCAGGACAUGCUUGGGGAUUUGUUUACUCCUGUGGAAACACCAGAAGCCCAAAACAGAGGCUUUCUCAAAGGACUUUUUGGAGGAAGUGGACAAGCUUUUGACAGAGAGGAGCUUUUUGGCGAGGCCACAGCAGGAAAAGCCUCUCGCAGCCUCGCCCAGCACAUCCCUGGAUCCGGCGGGAUUGAAGGCGUGAGAGGAGCCGCGGGUGGGGUCAUUGGGGACCUGACUCGUGCACGCCUUGCCCUGGAUGAGAGGGGACAGAAGCUGGGUGAGCUUGAUGAAAGGACUGCCAGCAUGAUGGCCAGCGCAGAGGCGUUUUCCAAACAUGCACAUGAGGUGAUGCUCAAAUACAAGGACAAAAAGUGGUACCAGUUUUAGACUUUCAAAUAAGCUGCUUGUGGCUUUAUUGGGAACACUGUUCAGGGAAGCAACAUUUAUUCCCAAAUCUAUCAGUCACUGGCCAGAGAGAGUUUUUUCCUAGAAGAUGUUUUCCUGUUACUAUUACUGGAUUCAUCACAGUGGACAUCAAGGAGAAAUUUUACAGACCGUGGAACAGAAGCUGGUAUCAUGAGGGUCUUUCCAACAGCUGACUCAUGAAGUGGCCAAUUCUUUCCCAAAAGGAACUCAGCCAUCACUGUGGCAUGUAGUUUUCAGAAGCUGUAGGUAUGAACUGUGGGGAGUGCAUCUGGUUAAUAAUAUUCUGUACAAACUAGAAUGUUAAUGCACUUAUAAAACUUUGCAUGACUAAUUGCCAACU